Messenger RNA from Aplosporella prunicola CBS 121167, 1764 nucleotides. RefSeq lists its product as uncharacterized. The record is from RefSeq and is a predicted model, not a curated record. Gene Ontology annotation, biological process: amino acid transmembrane transport. Gene Ontology annotation, cellular component: vacuolar membrane. Lineage: Eukaryota; Fungi; Ascomycota; Dothideomycetes; Botryosphaeriales; Aplosporellaceae. Gene Ontology annotation, molecular function: amino acid transmembrane transporter activity. The transcript is spliced from 7 exons. Bases 137 to 1648 code for a protein of 503 amino acids.
CAGAAUCAACUGAACCCUGGAUCCCGCUUCUCUACUAUAAAUGUCUGUCCCCACACCCCGCAUUCCCUUCUAGUUACUUUCUGCCUUGUUCCUUAAAGUAAUACUCUGAAAUUCUUACUUUCUGUAUACCGUCUCCAUGCCAGGAAUUCUGAAUCUCCAGAGAAAUAGGUCGAAUAGGCGGUCCGACGCGACAGCUGAAUCGGCCAAGAAAGACGAUCCAGAGGUUACGCUGGAGCCGCGCAGGACUGAGAGCAGCACGGCCGAAUCGGCAGCGCACGAGUUGAACAGAAGAGACCGUAGACCCGAACACUUGGAGAAGGAUGUCGAGAACCAACGUGACGAUGCUCAGAAUGCCAACGUCAACCCGUUUGGAGAAGAAGAUGCAAACGCAGAAGUACACUACCGAACGAUGGAGUGGUGGCACGCAGGCGCACUAAUGCUCGCAGAAACCAUCUCCCUAGGCGUGCUAUCGCUGCCCGCAGCCAUGGCAACACUAGGGCUCUUCCCCGGCAUCUUCCUCAUCAUCACCCUGGGCAUGAUGUCCACGUACACGGGCUACGUCAUCGGCCAAUUCUACCAAGCCUACCCGAGCACGCACUCCUACGCCGAUGCGGGUAUGCUUAUAGGCGGCCGCGUCCUUAAAGAGAUCCUCGGCGUCGGGCAGUGCUUGAUCCUGAUCUUCCUGAUGGCAGCGCACGUGUUGUCCUUCUCUAUCGCCAUGAACUACCUCACCGACCACGCGACCUGCUCCGUCGUCUUUGGGUUCCUGGGCUUCAUCGUGUGUCUGCUGCUGGGCCUGAAGCGGCAAUUGCAGAAUGUGGCGUACCUGUCUGUCACAUCCUGCCUCUCCGUCAUCAUCGCCGUCACAGUCGCCAUGGUCGGCAUCGCCGUCAUCAAGCCCGACGCCGGCCGCGUCAUAGCCAUCAACCACGGCUCCAGCUUACACAACGGCACAGUAGCAACGCUCCAAAUCAUCAUCGCCUACGCCGGGCACGUCGCCUUCUUCGUCUUCAGCGCAGAGCUCAAAAAGCCCGCCGACUUCCCCAAAGCGCUCCUCUUCAUGCAAGGCGUAGCAACAACCUUCUACGUCCUCGUCGCCGUGCUGAUCUACUACUACGCCGGGCCCAACGUGUUGGCACCCGCACUCGGGAGCGCCAGCCCCGCCGUAGCAAAAGCCGCGUUCGCGCUCGCGCUCCCCACCAUCAUCAUCGCAGGCAUCAUCAACGGCCACGUCGCGGCCAAAUACCUGUGGGUGCGGCUCUGGCGCGACGUGUGGAAGCGGCCGGCAGCACUGCACACGCGGCGCGGGUGGCCGCUCGCGACGUGGCUGGCGCUGUGUACCGCACUGUGGCUGCUCGCGUGGGUCGUCGCGGAAGCGGUGCCCGAGUUCCAGAUUCUGCUAGGUCUGAUCUCGGCCCUGUUUGCGAGCUGGUUCAGCUAUGGCCUCCCCGGCGCGCUGUGGCUGUAUUUGCAUCGUGGGCGCUGGUGGAAAGGUGUUGGUUGGCGCAGACGUGCGUUGGCGGUUUUGAAUGCCCUGGUUCUGCUCCAGGGAGCGGCGAUUUGUGGGUUCGGUCUUUUUGCUUCGGGCGUUAAGUUGGGCGAGAUGGGCGGGAGGCCGUUUUCUUGUAAAGAUAAUUAUAGGCCGUAGGCUUGGGCGGGUUCGGGGUGGGUUUGGGGUGGGUUGGUAGCUGCUCGCUGUGCGUGCGCUGGUUCCGCGUGUACUUAUUUACUUUUCUGCCUAGCUAUGUAUGUAUCAAAUGUACC